UUGCUGUAUAGCUGCUGUAAAAGCAAAAAGCAAAAACACACACACACUUCCCCCCUCAUCUCGCUCUUAUAAAGUCUACACCUUUUCUUUCUUUUCUUGUAUUUGUGUAUUUGUUUUGGGCUAACAGUAUCUUGUUGUGAAUCUGAGGACUUUAUCUCAUGGAUGAUCGAAAGGAGAAAAAUGCCCCAUGGUUAUCAGUGCCACAAUUUGGGGACUGGGAUCAGAAGGGCGGCCAAGUGCCAGACUACUCCCUUGAUUUCUCCAAGAUCAGGGAAAUGAGGAAGCAAAACAAGAGAGAUGUGUCCAGAGCAAGUCUUGGAAAUGAAGAAGAGCUCAUUGCCUCAAACACUGCCAAUGUGGGUGCUGCCCACAAUGACAUUCACCACCCUCAUUACCAUCAGAGCACCCACUCCCCAACUGCUCGACGAAGCAUAUUCAGCUACUUCAACUGUUGCAUAAAAGCUUGAUGAUGCAGUAGACGUUGUAGGUUUGGGAGAUAACACUCCUUCUCCAUGUAUCUCUUCCACCAUUUCUACUCGUUAAUCUCUUCUUUUUCUCACACCAACCUCUCAUUUCAUUGGGAAAAAUGGAUGUAAUGUAUUGCUGGAUUUGGUUAUUAGCAAUCUUUCAAAUUUUGUUUUCCUGUGUGUUUCUGCUCUCUGCAACAAACCCUGUACGUAAAUGGUUUGUACAAGAGAUAAGAGGUUAACGUGAAAUUUGGCUUAAUACUUAAGCUGAAAGCAAUGUUAAAUGUUUGACGGUAAAGAUUUAGUCGCAUGAUUGACUUAA
Rosa chinensis is the source of this 789-nucleotide messenger RNA. RefSeq lists its product as uncharacterized. The record is from RefSeq and is a predicted model, not a curated record. The coding region runs from base 159 to 467 and encodes 102 amino acids. NCBI's taxonomy places the organism in Eukaryota, Viridiplantae, Streptophyta, Magnoliopsida, Rosales, Rosaceae. The transcript is spliced from 3 exons.